This is a messenger RNA of Dreissena polymorpha, 2430 nucleotides long. RefSeq names its product sodium-dependent phosphate transport protein 2B-like. Bases 41 to 1831 code for a protein of 596 amino acids. Gene Ontology annotation, molecular function: sodium:phosphate symporter activity. The transcript has 8 exons. Gene Ontology annotation, cellular component: membrane. The record is from RefSeq and is a predicted model, not a curated record. Gene Ontology annotation, biological process: sodium-dependent phosphate transport. NCBI's taxonomy places the organism in Eukaryota, Metazoa, Mollusca, Bivalvia, Myida, Dreissenidae.
UGCGAUGUGAAUAUAAUGCUGGAAGACUGCAUACUUCUAGAUGAUGGAUAUCAAAGAACUUGAGGAGAGGUCGGCGGCUGCAGCAGUUAGUGAGGAGGAAGAGGACCCGUUCGCGCUUCCGGAACUCCGGGUCGACUACACUCCCUGGUCCGAGCUGACGGUGUGCGGCAAGCUCCGGCGCGUGCUUCUGCACUUCAUCCUUAAGAUCCUCUUGCUGCUAGGUGGCCUCUACAUCUUCGUGUGCUCUCUCAGCUUCCUCGGCGAUGCCUUUCAGCUGCUUGGAGGCAAGGUAGCUGGUAAGGCAUUCGCCAACAACGAGAUCCUGGCGAACCCCGUGGCGGGCCUGAUGAUAGGCGUGCUGGCCACGGUGCUACUUCAGAGCUCCUCCACCACCACCUCCAUCAUCGUCAGCAUGGUCGGCAGCGGCGAACUUCUGACAGUAUCGCAAGCAAUUCCAAUUGUGAUGGGCGCCAAUAUCGGGACGUCUGUCACUAACACAAUCGUCGCCAUGGGACAGAUCACUAACAAAGCGGACUUCAGGAGAGCGUUUGCUGGCGCAACUGUCCACGACAUGUUCAACUGGAUGACUGUUCUCGUACUGCUUCCGGUAGAGGUCAUCGUGAAGGCAGCCGCGGGACAAGGCUGGCUGGAGUGGAUGAGCGGGAAGCUGGUGGUCGCCAUGGCCCCCGAGCAGGACAAAACGCAGGACCGGAACUACCUGAAGGUCAUCACGGACCCAUUCACCAAGCUCAUUAUCCAGAUUGACAAAAAGGUGAUCAACGACAUUGCACACGGAAAUGACGUCACGAACAAGUCCACCAUCCUGCACAAGUGCCAUAAAUGUUUCAUGUUCGAGUACGCGACCAACCCAUCCCGUGGCGACAGCCGCCUGAGCGAUACGGCGGUGGGCGUCAUCCUGCUCAUCAUCUCACUCGUGCUACUGUGCGCCUGCCUUGUGCUCAUCGUCAAGCUGCUCUCCUCCCUGCUCCGGGGCCAGAUCGCGCAGAUCCUCCGCAAGUUCAUCAACGCCGACUUUCCCGGCCACUUCAAGUACUUUACCGGAUACCUUGCUAUCCUUAUCGGCGCCGGGCUCACCGUCCUGGUUCAGUCGAGCUCCAUCUUCACGUCGUCUCUCACACCAUUGGUGGGAAUGGGAGUCCUCAGCCUGGACCGCAUGUAUCCGCUCACGUUGGGCUCAAAUAUCGGAACCACCGCCACAGGAAUCCUCGCAGCAUUUGCUCAGGAUUCGAAUAGAAUUCACUUGGCAGUUCAGAUCGCCCUCUGCCACCUGUUCUUUAAUGUGUGCGGCAUUGUAAUAUUCUAUCCUCUUCCAUUCUUCCGACCACCUAUCGCGGCAGCCAAGUUUCUUGGCUUGCGGACCUCCAAGUACCGAUGGUGUUCCAUUUUGUACAUCCUCUUCUCGUUUGGGGCUUUUCCAGCCUUGAUUUUCGGGCUUUCCAUCGCGAGUUGGAUAGCGCUUGCAGUCGUCCUGAUACCUGUCGCGCUGCUCAUUAUUUGUGUUUUCUUUAUCAAUCUCGCUCAAUCGCGAUGCCCUGCGGCCCUUCCGAAAAUACUGAAUAAUUGGAAAUUUCUGCCUACCCCGUGUCGUUCUUUGGAACCAUAUGAUCGAGCUCUGAUAUUCGUGACGUGUAACUGCUGCUGCUGCAGACGAGUGGGGUGUUGCAAGAGUAUUACAGACGACCAGGACAGCAGACGACAAAAUAGACAUGCAUCAAUCAAGGAAACCAUUUCAAACGAUGUAACUAAUGGACAUGUAGGUGAGACAGACGCGAAAACCGUGGACGAAGGACACAUAGAAACCCGGCUAUAAAUACAGGUGAAACGCGAUGCAAUAAAAUAAUGGGAUAGAGAUGAUAAGGAUGCAGUCCCCUCUGAUAUAUAUGUAUAUCUAACUUACAAAAUUGAUACGACUUUACGAAAAAGCGAUGUAGCGAAACAGGCAAUUUUACGGAUGUAUUGACUUGUCCUUUCGUAAAAUUACCAAUUAAAAGUUGCGAUAUUACGAAAAGGUUUGCAACCAUGACUUGUCACACCCUAACGAAAAGACAUUCACACCUGAUCCAGCCAUCAUUUUUGACGUUGCUGCGAAGCUGCUCGUCUAAGUUAUCAUACCAUGAAAAAAUUCUUCCAUAUGGCGACCUAUGUAAAAGACCGAACGAGUCCGAUUGAGAUAGCUCGAUUUUUCUAAUCGGCAUACCUCGCUGAUUAUCAUUGAUAAAGAUAUAGGAAGCUCAGCUAUAAAUAGGACAGCAUAUUAAGGGGAAAAUAUUUAAUAAUAGUUUGAAAACGUUAAUUUUAAAUCAGUUAUAUUCAAUCCAUUAUAUGUUUAUAGAUCAAUGAAACAACUAUGCAUUUUCUGUAUUGUAUUUGACAUUUGUCGUGAUUCAGUAAAUAAAUUGCGAAUUAAAA